AUGUCCGACGACGACGACGCCGCCUUUUCGCUCGACUCUGUCUUCACCGAGGCCCCGCGCCCGCCAACCCCGCCCGCCACAACCGCAAUCUACACCCGCGAGAACGAGGACAUCGAUGACGACGACUGGCACGAAGUGCACAUCAGACUCGUCGGCUCGCACCCCCUCUGGGGGCACUACCUGUGGAACGCCUCGCGCGCCUUCGCGGCCUUUCUGGACCAAAACCCGGCGCUCUACCGCGGGCGCUGCGUCCUCGAGCUCGGCGCGGGCGGCGGGCUGCCCGGGCUCGUCGCCGCGCUCAACGGCGCGCACAAGGCGGUGUUGACGGACUACCCCGACAAGGAGCUGCUGGAGAACUUGGAAUCUAACGUGAAGACGAACAUCCCGGAGAGCGCGGGCCGCGUGGUCGUGCAGGGAUACAUCUGGGGCCAGCCCGUCGAGCCGCUGCUCGCGCACGCGGGCGGGGCCGGCUUCGACCUCAUCAUCCUCUCCGAUCUCGUCUUCAACCACUCCCAGCACGACGCCCUCCUAACCACCUGCGAGCGCGCCCUCUCCGAUUCCCCCUCCCCAGACAACCCCCCGUGCGUGCUCGUAUUCUACACGCACCACCGCCCGCAGUACGCCGCGCGCGACCUCGCGUUCUUCGCCAGGGCCCGCGCGCGCGGGUGGGCGUGCGCGGAGGUCCUCACGCGCAGGUACCCGCCGAUGUUCCCCGAGGACCCGGGCGAGGAGGAGGUGCGCGCGACGGUGCACGGGUGGCGGCUCGCGAGGGCGGCGCGAUGA
Gloeophyllum trabeum ATCC 11539 is the source of this 783-nucleotide messenger RNA. RefSeq lists its product as uncharacterized. The transcript is spliced from 7 exons. NCBI's taxonomy places the organism in Eukaryota, Fungi, Basidiomycota, Agaricomycetes, Gloeophyllales, Gloeophyllaceae. Gene Ontology annotation, biological process: peptidyl-lysine dimethylation. The record is from RefSeq and is a predicted model, not a curated record. Bases 1 to 783 code for a protein of 260 amino acids. Gene Ontology annotation, molecular function: protein-lysine N-methyltransferase activity.